Sitophilus oryzae (rice weevil) is the source of this 570-nucleotide messenger RNA. Its product is annotated as protein ALP1-like. The transcript has a single exon. Bases 1 to 570 code for a protein of 189 amino acids. NCBI's taxonomy places the organism in Eukaryota, Metazoa, Arthropoda, Insecta, Coleoptera, Curculionidae. The record is from RefSeq and is a predicted model, not a curated record.
AUGGCAAUUGUAGAUGCUGACUAUAAAUUUACGUAUGUCGAUAUAGGAGCCUAUGGUAAAGAUUGGGACUCAUCUGUUUUCCAGCACACGACUUUUUUUAAAAUGAUGGUUAAUAGACAGUUACAAAUUCCACAGCCCUCUCCCUUACAUUCGGCCGGUAUUAAAAAUUUUCCAUUUGUAUUUGUGGCAGAUGAAGCAUUUGGACUACCAGAAUACGUAAUGCGCCCUUAUGCAGGGCAUAAUCUACCAGAAAAAAAGAGAAUUUUUAAUUAUCGCUUAACACUCGCAAGAAGAUACGUCGAAUGCGCUUUUGGAAUAUUAGCUAACAAGUGGAGAAUUCUUCACAGAGCCUUGAAUGUAAGGAAAGAGUUUGCUAAAGAUAUUGUCAAAGCAUGCAUAAUUCUUCAUAAUUUGGUGCGAAUAAAGGAUGCACAAAUAUUGAAAAUGUACAUCACUCAGCAGAAACUACAAACCUUUAAUAAAACGUUGUGCAAUCGACCUAAAAGGAUUGCAACUGCAUUGAGGGAUGAUUUAGCAGACUAUUUUAUGGCAGAGGGAGCAUUACCUUGA